AUGGUGAAAUCGAUAACCGCCCGAGAGUUGCGCCAGCACUGGAUGGAUCGCCGCGAAAUUGCCCUCCUCGAUGUCCGCGAAGAGGGUCCCUAUGCGGAAGCCCACCCUCUCUUCGCAGUGAGCGUGCCAAUAUCAGAGAUCGAGAUCAAAUUGCCACCGCUGGUCCCUCGGUUGGCCGUCCCUAUUGUCGUCUACGAUAAUGGGGAGGGGUAUGUUGAUCGAGCUGCAUCGCGGGUCUUAGCCCUUGGGUAUCGCGAUGUUGCCAUCCUGAAAGGUGGACUGUCCGGCUAUAGCCUCGUUGGCGAGGUUUAUCGCGAUGUCAAUGUCCCAUCUAAGGCAUUUGGUGAGCUCGUCGAAUCGAUCCGUCACACUCCUUCCCUCUCCGCGCGGGAGAUCAAAGACAUUCUGAAGAGCAAGCAGGACGUGGUGGUAUUGGAUGCCCGGCGUUUUGAGGAGUACAAUACAAUGUGUAUUCCGGGAGGCCAAAGCUGCCCAGGAGGAGAGCUGUUGUACCGUGUUUUCGAAGCUGCGCCCUCUCCAGAGACCACAGUUGUGGUCAACUGCGCCGGUCGCACACGAAGUAUUGUCGGGACACAAUCCUUGAUCAAUUCAAGGAUCCCCAAUAAAGUGAUUGCGCUGCGCAAUGGGACUAUUGGCUGGACACUGGAAGGUUUGGAACUGGAGACCAACAAGACAACGCGCAUUCCGCGGCCCUCAAGGGAGGCAUGCCACCGGGCACGGCAAUGCGCUGAAUCGUGGGCCAAACACGUCGGGGUCCCUUAUAUCAAUGGCGAAAAAUUAAGUCGACUGGCCGAAGAGCAGGAAGAGCGCACCCUGUUCCUGCUAGAUGUGAGGGACCCGGAGGAAUAUGCCCUCGAGCACCCCGCGGGAUUCACCAAUGCUCCGGGAGGCCAACUCGUCCAAGCGACCGACGAGUGGGUUGGCGUUCGAGGCGCCCGCAUUGUUCUGUAUGACACGGAUGGUGUGAGAGCUUCGAUGACCGCCAGCUGGCUCUUGCAGCUCGGGUGGGAGGUGUAUGUCUUCGAAGAUCGAUUCCCAGUCCCCGACGGGCUUCCGACACCUCAGGGUCCGUCAUGGCAUCCUCCACAAACUGGUGCAAUCACAGUCGAUGAAGUUCAGAGCCUCGCUCAUGCAACGAUCGUCGAUCUUGCGCGCAGUCCCGUCUAUCACAAAGGUCAUAUUCCGGGAGCAUGGUUUGCUUCUGUCCCUGAACUUGCUCGAGACUUGAAGGCUGUUGUUGGAGAUGGACCAAUCAUCUUGACCUCCCCAGAUGGCAAAGUUGCUGCUAUGAAUCUGGAAUAUGUGCGCAGCUCAAUCUCACGACAAGUAUGGUAUUUGGCAGGGGGGACAGCAGCCUGGAAAGAUGCUGGCCAUCCAGUUGAGACGGAGGCCCGGUGGCUUUCACAUCCUAUCGACGUGUAUAAACGGCCAUAUGAAGGGACGAGCAAUGCCCGCAAAGAUAUGCAAGGAUACCUGGACUGGGAGUAUGGGCUUGUUGCGCAGCUAGCGAACGAUGGGGUCGCUUGUUUUCAUGUUGUUCGAGACCUAAGGAUGUAG
Penicillium macrosclerotiorum is the source of this 1578-nucleotide messenger RNA. RefSeq lists its product as uncharacterized. The record is from RefSeq and is a predicted model, not a curated record. Lineage: Eukaryota; Fungi; Ascomycota; Eurotiomycetes; Eurotiales; Aspergillaceae. The transcript has a single exon. Gene Ontology annotation, molecular function: thiosulfate-cyanide sulfurtransferase activity. The coding region runs from base 1 to 1578 and encodes 525 amino acids.